UAACAAUACCACUAUAAUAAUUCUAUUUUAGUCGUCAUUUUCCAUUUAAAGCUCGUAUUUUCAUGUUAAACUCGUGUAUUGUGAAGGGCGCUCCGGAUGUCCGAGGAGCUGCGCGUAAAUUGGCUUUGGGGUCCGGGCUCAGAUCAGCUGUUAUCGCCUCUCCGCGGGUUCGUUUCUCUUCCAGGGUCUUUGGAGCGGGUCCAGCGGGUUCUGAAUGGAGCAGAUCGGCCCACGGGACCGGACCGGGCCGAGCCGAGCGGGGCCAGCCCGGGAGAGAGGCGUGCAGACGGACAGCAGAGGACAAGGUCAGGCUCCUCGUCUGUCCAAAGGAAACCUCUUCACUCUGCUCAGUUUGUGGAUGGAGAUUUUCCCUCAGGAUCAAACAGAAGACGAUCAUCAUCAGCAGCAGCAGCAGCAGCAGCAGCAGCAGCAGAUAAACCCGGUGGGUCUGGUGGUGGUGAAGGACGGUAAAGUGGUUGGUCUUCACUCUUCAGGCUCGGAGCUUCACGCUGGACAAGCCGCCGUCUUAGACCACGGAGCCAAACUGUCUCAGAGCAGUUUGUAUUUCUCCAGACGCCCGUGUGCCACCUGCCUCAAGAUGAUCAUCAACGCCGGUGUGAGUGAGGUCUGCUUCUGGCCCGGGGAUCCUGAGGUGUCCAUGUUGAGAGCGCAGCCUUCAGAAAACUACACGUCCCAUGAUGCUUCAGUGCUCAGGAUCUCAGAGGAAGCAGCUUUAGACGCUCUGGCCUCAGACAAACUCAAGUCGAACAGUCGGGCUCACAUCUGCGUCCCGCUGCAGCCGCUGGCGCCCGGACUCGCCCAGUUUGUGACCGAAACCUCAAAAAACGGAGAUUUUAUGGAGAAAAUCGCAGAAGACGAAGCCGGAGUGGAUCUAGAGCAGAUUUACAACAGGGAGCGUUUGAGGGUUCUGUCUCUGCUCUCGUCUCGGUUCUUGGUGGGUUCUUCAGAGGAACAUCAGGAGCUCUUGUCCCUCAUGAGUCUGGAGAACUUCCGUGUGGAUCCGUACUUCUGCGGUUUGAGACACAACAUGGAGCAGCUGGUGCAGGUCCUGUCGGCCGUGAUCGCAGGAGUCCCGCGCUACAAGGACUACGGCUUCUACAGGUCGAGUUCAGAUGCUCCUCCUCAGUCUCAGUCUGGUCCAGAUCCUGGUCCGGUCUCUGGUCCGGUCUCUGGUCCGGUCUCUGGUCCGGUCUCUGGUCCGGUCUCUGGUCCGGUCUCUGGUCCGGUCUCUGCAGAGGUGGCGGUUCACUGCAUGGUCCAGGCUCGGCUCCUGUCCUACAGAACAGACGACCCCAAAGUGGGCGUCGGCUCCGUCAUCUGGGCCAAAAGGAAACACUCCUGUCCUGGCUGUGGUCCCGCUCUCAUGGGGGGUCUGUACCUGGUUGGCUGUGGUUUUAACGCUUACCCGUCUGGAUCACACUUCAACGAGUUUCCUCAGAUGGACGACAAACAAGAAGAUCGACAGAGACGGAAAUACAGAUACAUCAUCCACGCGGAGCAGAACGCGCUCACCUUCAGGUAUGGGGAUGUGGCUUGUUGCUCGGCGUCUCUGCUCUUCGUGACCAAGUGUCCGUGUGACGAGUGUCUCCCUCUGAUCCGAGCGGCCGGAGUCUCUCACAUCUACAGCCCCGACCUGGACCAGGGACGAGACAAAGGAGACAUCUCCUACAGGACCUACCAGCACCUGCAGCACGUCCACAAGCACGCCUGGCAGAGGAGUCCAGGUCCUCGCUCGUCGUCUCACUACAUCAACGGGUUUUUGGGGAAACACAGUCUUCAGGAGCCAGAACGUCAAAACUCCAAGAAGCUUUGCACUCACCGAACCCCAGACUCACACGGAGAAUAAUCCAAAAAAAAAAAGGACACAAAUUUUCAAAAAUCAUCCACAUUUUCUGCCAAAGCUGUGAGAGUGAUUUGCACAUCCGUUCGUGGCGUCACGUUUCGCCGCUUUGUGAAUUCUGUUCAUUUAAACCGAAUCUGAAUCGUGAAAGUUUCAUCAGAACGGUUUUUAACGAGACCAGAUUUUAAAACACGGAACAAAAAAACUGUCAAGAAAUGUAGCAGAAAGUUCAACGAGUGACCUCACGGGGGAUCUGAGAUUUUUAUUUUUUUUUUAACUAAAAGGGAAUCAGAGUGGGAGGGCAUCAGGUGUAAGAUUUAUCACAAAAUCAUCGAAAAAAAACAAAAUGUGAAACGUCCAAAUUUACAAAUCACAAAGAUCAGAAUAAUUUAAAAAACGACUGAGAAAACAACAGAAAACCUGCGCCACAAAGUCCUGGUUUAGUCCUGAUUUAGUCCUGGUUUAAUCUUUGGUUUAGUUUGGUUUUGGUCCUGGUUUAGUCCCUGGUCCAGUCUUGAUUUAGUCCUUGGUUUAGUCCAGUUUUGGUCCUGGUUUAGUCCUGUUUUAAUCCUAGUUUAGUCUCUGGUCAAGUCUUGGUUUAGUCCUGGUUUAGACCUGGUUUAAUGCUGGUUUAGUCUCUGUUCUGGUCUUGUUUUAGUUCCUGGUUUAGUCCCUGGUCCUGUCUCGAUUUAAUCCUGGUUUGGUUCCCGGUCUAGUCCUGGUUUAGACCCAGUUUAAUGUCCUUUUAGACCUGGUUUAGUCCCUGGUCCAGUCUUGGUUUAGGCCUGAUUUAGACCUGGUUUUGUUCUCGUUUAGUCCUGGUUUAAUGCUCUUUUAAUCCUGUUUUAGUCCCUUGUCCAGUCUUGAUUUAGUCCUGUUUUGGUCCUGUUUUAGUCCUUGAUGUAUUUCUUGGUUUAGUCUUGGUUUAGUCCCUGGUUUAGUCCUGGUUUAGUUCUUGGUUUAGUCCUGGUUUAGUCCCUGGUCCAGUCUUUAUUUAGUCCUGGUUUAGUUUUUGGUCUAGUCCUGGUUUAGUUCUUGGUUUAGUCCUGGUUUAGUCCCUGGUCCAGUCUUUAUUUAGUCCUGGUUUAGUUUUUGGUCUAGUCCUGGUUUAGUGCUGUUUUGGUCCUGGUUUAGUCCUGGUUUAGUCCCGGUCUAGUCUUUGUUUACAUCGUGGUUUCUCGGUCACAUUUGCUGCUGUGUCCAACCAGGAACUAAAACUAUAAAUAUCACCAAAAUAAUAAUUUUUAAAAAUCUGAAUUUAUUCUUCAAAUCUUAAAUAAAAUCACGUUUUUAAUCAAAUGAGGGAAUAAAAAUGGAGGAUUCUGACUUGUCACGUGCACUUUAAACGGAACCUCUGAUUGAGAAACGGGCGCAGAACUAGAACAGAUCGACGAUAGGAUGAAAAAAAAAAUAAUAAUAAUAAUAAUAAUUGAGUUUUAUUUGAUUUAAAUUAAAACAUAAAUAUAUAAACAGAAGAUAUUUGUGAGGGCGCAUGCUUUUAUUUUUGUAUUUUAAAGAUUAUUUAAAGGUGACGUAUAUUUAUAUUUAUUUGCGGGGGAAAAUCAGUGUCAUAGAAUUUAAACUCAUCCGUUCAUCGGCCUCCCCCUCCCCAGACGCUUCCUGCACAGAGGACGGAGGAAAGUGAAAGUAGAAGUGAAAGUUGUGAUUUAAAACGUAAAAAAUUGGACCUGCUGAAGAUCGUUCUGUAUUUUCUGUAAUAAACACAAAAAUAUGGCAAAAAA
Molecule: messenger RNA, 3603 nt
Organism: Boleophthalmus pectinirostris (great blue-spotted mudskipper)
Lineage: Eukaryota; Metazoa; Chordata; Actinopteri; Gobiiformes; Gobiidae
Gene: cdadc1
Product: cytidine and dCMP deaminase domain containing 1
Exons: 11
Coding region: 215-1867 (550 amino acids)
Molecular function (GO): hydrolase activity; zinc ion binding
Source: RefSeq, a predicted model, not a curated record